Molecule: messenger RNA, 691 nt
Organism: Anopheles coustani
Lineage: Eukaryota; Metazoa; Arthropoda; Insecta; Diptera; Culicidae
Gene: Naa20A
Product: N-alpha-acetyltransferase 20
Exons: 4
Coding region: 103-624 (173 amino acids)
Biological process (GO): N-terminal peptidyl-methionine acetylation
Cellular component (GO): NatB complex
Molecular function (GO): protein-N-terminal amino-acid acetyltransferase activity
Source: RefSeq, a predicted model, not a curated record
CUUCCGAAUCCCGAUUCUGUCAACACUCGAAGUUCGGUUCUCUACACUUUUCUUGGUUUUUCUUAAAAUUUGUAUUUAUAAAAGUUUCAAAAACUUCUCAAAAUGACUACCCUACGACCCUUCACCUGCAACGACAUGUUCCGGUUCAACAAAGUGAACUUGGAUCCACUGACCGAAACCUACUGCCUUUCCUUCUACAUGCAAUACCUCGCACAUUGGCCGGAAUACUUUCAGGUGGCAGAAUCUCCAACUGGCGAGAUUAUGGGUUACAUCAUGGGAAAAGCUGAAGGACCAGGGGAAACCUGGCACGGACACGUUACGGCACUGACCGUUUCGCCGGAUUAUCGACGACUCGGACUAGCAGCCAUUCUGAUGAACUUCCUUGAGGACGUCAGCGAAAAGAAACGGUGCUACUUUGUAGAUUUGUUCGUUCGGGUCAGCAAUAAGGUGGCGAUAGACAUGUACACCAAGCUCGGAUACAUUGUCUACCGAACGGUGCUGGAAUAUUACGUCGGCGAUCCGGACGAGGAUGCGUACGACAUGAGGAAAGCGUGCUCUAGAGACGUUCACAAGAAGUCCGUAAUACCGUUGGAACAUCCCGUAAGGCCCGAGGAAGUUGACUGAUAACUGUAAUUAAAAUGCUUGGGCUGUGCUAAAUAAAGUUUCAUAAUCAUUACACGCCGUUUCAAAU